This is a messenger RNA of Durio zibethinus, 899 nucleotides long. RefSeq names its product proteasome subunit beta type-2-A. Gene Ontology annotation, cellular component: proteasome core complex. NCBI's taxonomy places the organism in Eukaryota, Viridiplantae, Streptophyta, Magnoliopsida, Malvales, Malvaceae. The record is from RefSeq and is a predicted model, not a curated record. Gene Ontology annotation, biological process: proteasomal protein catabolic process.
GACAGCUUCCAUUAAAUACAGAAAACAGAAAAACAAAAGCGAAAAAACUCAAAUACCUCAAAAAUCAAAUCCAAGUAAAAAUGGAGUGCGUGUUCGGUUUAGUAGGCAAUGGCUUCGCCAUAGUAGCGGCCGACACAUCGGCAGUUCACAGCAUCCUCGUCCACAAAUCUAACGAAGACAAGAUCAUGAUCCUCGAUUCUCACAAACUCAUCGCCGCUAGCGGUGAAUCGGGCGACAGAGUACAAUUCACGGAGUAUAUACAGAAAAACGUGGCUUUGUAUCAGUUUCGAAACGGUAUUCCUUUGACGACUGCUGCCGCUGCCAAUUUCACUCGCGGUGAACUUGCGACUGCCUUAAGGAAGAACCCAUACUUUGUGAACAUCCUUCUUGCUGGCUAUGAUAAAGAGACUGGCCCGUCUCUGUACUAUAUUGACUACAUUGCCACACUUCACAAGGUUGAUAAGGGGGCAUUUGGUUAUGGAUCCUACUUUUCUCUCUCUAUGAUGGACAGGCACUACCACAGUGGCAUGACAGUGGAAGAAGCCAUUGAUUUGGUUGAUAAAUGCAUAAUGGAGAUCAGAUCAAGACUGGUUGUGGCACCACCAAACUUUGUCAUCAAGAUCGUCGACAAAGACGGAGCAAGGGAGUAUGCCUGGCGUGAAUCUGUCAAGGAUGUCGCAGUUGCUUCAGCCUGAAGAUUUUAUCAUGUACUUGCACUUCCGCUCUGGAUGUUUAUUUACCAUGUACCAUUACAAAACAAUGUGUCUCGGCAGCCAAAACUUAGCAUUAAAAACUAUUUACCCUCAUCUGUUGCUUUGAUUAUGUUCUGAAGUGGAAAAUAUUGGAAAUUUGAUGAUACUUUAUUUUGAAAUGGAAGUCUUUGAGCUUAGGGGAGCCAA